AUGACUACUGUACCAUCUGUUCAUAUCAAAUUGCCAAACGGUGUGGAGUAUGACCAACCAACUGGUUUGUUCAUCGACAACCAGUUCGUUGCAUCUAGCUCUGGUAAGACUUUCCCAGUCUACAGUCCAUCCACCGAGGAGAAGAUCUGUGACUUGCAAGAGGCUGACCGCGAUGACGUUGAGAUUGCUACACAAAGUGCUUACAAGGCCUUUAAGAAGUGGUCUACUGUCGAGCCAAAGGUUAGAGCUACAGCUCUUUUGAAGUUGGCUGACUUGAUUGAAGAGGAAAAGGAGACUUUGAAAGCUAUUGAGGCCUUGGACAACGGUAAGUCUCUUUUCUGUGCCGGUUUCGAUGUCGGUAUUGUUAUCGACUACAUUAGAUCCUGUGCUGGUUACACCAACACCAUUGACGGUAGAACUAUCAACACUGGUGACACUCACUUGUCUUACACUAGAAGAGAACCUUUGGGUGUCUGUGGUCAAAUCAUCCCAUGGAAUUUCCCACUUUUGAUGUGGUCUUGGAAGAUUGGUCCAGCUUUAGCCACUGGUAACACUGUUGUCUUGAAGCCAGCCUCUGCUACACCAUUAUCAGCCUUAUACGCCGCUUCUUUGGCUGUUAAGGCUGGUAUCCCACCAGGUGUUAUUCAAAUCGUUCCAGGCUCUGGUAGAAAGUGUGGUGACGCUAUUUUGAGACACCCAUUGAUCAAGAAGAUUGCCUUCACUGGUUCCACAGCCAUUGGUAGAGACGUCAUGAUUGCUGCUGCUGAGUCCAACUUGAAGAAGGUUACUUUGGAGCUCGGUGGUAAGUCUCCAAAUAUCGUUUUCAAUGAUGCUGACCUUGACACUACUGUUCAGCACUUGAUUGCUGGUAUCUUCUUCAACUCUGGUGAAGUUUGCUGUGCUGGUUCCAGAAUCUACGUCCAAGAGGGUAUCUAUGACAAAUUGCUUGCUAAGUUCAAAGAGGAGGUUGAGAAGCUCAAGGUUGGUAACCCAUUCGAGGAGGGUGUCUUCCAAGGUGCUCAAACCACCCCAGAUCAAUUUGAGUCUGUCUUGAGCUACAUCGAGAAGGGUAAGGCUGAAGGUGCUAAGUUGUUGACUGGUGGUAAUAGAAUUGGUAACAAGGGUUACUUCCUCGAGCCAACCGUGUUCAUUGACUGUGACGACGACCACACCAUUGUAAAGGAGGAGAUCUUCGGUCCAGUUGCUGCUGUCUGUAAGUUCAAGUACAUUGACGAGGUUAUCGAGAGAGCCAACAAUUCGGAAUACGGUUUGGCCUCUGGUAUCCACACAACUGACAUCAACAAGGCAUUGGAUGUUUCCCAGAGAUUGGAGGCUGGUAUCUGUUGGAUCAACACUUACAACGAUCUUCACCACCAGGUUCCAUUCGGUGGUUACAAGGAAUCUGGUAUUGGUAGAGAGAUGGGUUCUGAAGCAUUGGACAACUACACCCAAAUCAAGGCUGUCAGAAUUAAGAUCACCAGAAAGAACGAGUAA
Molecule: messenger RNA, 1494 nt
Organism: Williopsis jadinii
Lineage: Eukaryota; Fungi; Ascomycota; Saccharomycetes; Phaffomycetales; Wickerhamomycetaceae
Product: aldehyde dehydrogenase family protein
Exons: 1
Coding region: 1-1494 (497 amino acids)
Molecular function (GO): aldehyde dehydrogenase (NAD+) activity
Source: RefSeq, a predicted model, not a curated record